AUGGGAGAAUUAAUUCUUUAAAGUUCAAUAACUUAGGGAUAAAGUCCUUAGACAAAGCAAAAUACCUUGAAAUUGUAACAAAUUUAGAAUAAAUAUAAUAUCUAAGCUGGGUUCGAGAGAGUACAAAGAGAGCGAAAAAAAAAAGAAGGUUUAUAGAAUGAUAUUAUUUAAAAUCAUUAGUGGUAUCUAAAUUAGAUUUAUUACAUAGCAAAAGCCAAAGUUUAUGAAGUGGAUAGAUAUCUAACCGGAAUGCAGUAAGAAUCUUGGAUGUAUGUAAAUGAAGUUAGGAGAUGUAUCAAAUCAAAUAUGAAUUAAAUAGCGAUGAAAAGGAAAUUAUAAGUUUUGAAGACUGAAGAGCGAUAAUGGAGGGAUUUGUGGGAGAAAUUUCAUUAAUUACUACUCGUAUGGCGAAAAUAAAAGUUGUAUCAAAGUUGGUCAAAGGAAAUUACUUAUAAGAAGCACUUUGGAUAUUAUUCAAAUGAGAAGACAUCAGAAAGAUUUUAAUGAAUUUUUGAUUUUAGCAUAUAUGAGUCAUUCGACGAGAAGGUGAAAAAAGAUUGACAUUUAGAGUGAGCCUUCAAAUGGAUUCUUUGAUUUAUAGCAAUAAAAAUUAUGUGGUGUGUUAUAUGACGAAGAAGGUUAUUGAAUGAAAAUGGGGAGAGUGGAUUGGGAUGUCGGAUGGAUUUUAUGAUUAUUCAUAAAUAACAUACUAUAAAAUUGUUAAAUGGAAUAUCUUGGAAGGAAAUAUAAAAAUAUUGUAUUUAGUGGAGAUAUUAAAUAAUUUUAUACAAUGGAGAAUAUCAAACGGUAUACUAAUGGAAAAUGGGAAGAAUAUGAUUUCAUAUUAAUUUAUUUAGA
This is a messenger RNA of Paramecium tetraurelia, 858 nucleotides long. RefSeq lists its product as uncharacterized. The record is from RefSeq and is a predicted model, not a curated record. Lineage: Eukaryota; Ciliophora; Oligohymenophorea; Peniculida; Parameciidae. The transcript has 2 exons.